AUGAAGCUCCGCUGCUGCUCCUCGACCAACUUGGCUCUGCUCGCCACUAUUUUCGUCUCUUUUACCCUUCUCGCAGCUUCCGUUAAGGCCAAACACGACUCGCAUGCACGCACGCAUCACCUGCUUCGAUGUCUGGGGCAUCACGCCGUGCAAGCAGCCGACAUUGCCAAAGUGCAAGCGCUUCUUGACGCCAACCCGAAUCCUACUGACGAUGCCGUUUGGAGCCAACUCAAUCCGAAACAGUGGGGCUUCAAAGGGCACGAUGCUCCUGGUGGCGAUACCUGGCAGCCUGAGAACGGCGCGGCUCAGACAGCCAAGGAGCGCACCAUGAGGCAGCAUGCUAAGCUGCUCAAGUGCGCCAAACGAUUGCACGCCGUGCAAGCUCCAGCGCCUCCUCCGGCAAUGGACGCUGUCGCACUCGAUCAGCCUCAGCCCGACAGCGCACAGCCCAGAGACAAGCGCCAAACAGAGCCAGUGAUGCCCGACGCGUCUGGUGGUGCAGGUCUCAAGCAGGUUGGACGACAGGGGGCCAGUGAUGCCCGAGCUCAAUUCGACCACGCGGGCGGUUCGAUGAUGGUUGAUCCGGCGACACCUGCUGCGGGAACUCGUGGCACUGGUAGAACAGGCAGUCGCGGCGUUGCAUUGGCGCCGCUGUCGAACAACCAAACCGUCCAUGGCGCUGCACCUCAGACCGACCAGAAAGCUGGCGAGAAGGCUAUUGCCACUCCAGGAGGCGCAGAGAAGCACUCGCCCGGCUUAGCACCAGACGCGGCGUCGGUUGGCUCUACUUUUGCAAACAGUCACGAAGCUAAGAACGCAUCCAAGACUAUACCUGGAGAUAGAGGCGCAGUCGCCGCGGAUUUCGGCGGUGCUGGUGCAGGUGCGAACCCAGCUGCGCAAGCUCCGUCUGUGCCUGCCCAGCCAGGUGCUGCAGACGUGAAAGCUCCGACUGAACCAAACGCUAACGCUGUAGCUGCUGGAAAUGCCCCAGUGCAUCCUAACGCUCCGGUCGACCCCAACGCUCCGCUCAAGCCUGGUGCUCCAGUUGAUCCCAAUUCUCCAGUGGAUCCAAAUGCUCCAACUCAGCCUGGUACUCCAGUCGAUCCGAAUGCCUUACUGAAGCCCGGUGUACUCGGAGAUGCCAACGCUCUGUCUGGAACGAUGGGUGGGGACGCCAAGUUUCAAGCUGUCGCAGCGAUCGCUAUGGGCGGUGCAACGAAUGCUGCUGCUGCUGGAGCUGCGGUACUGGCACAUGCCAACGGAACCAAUGCGACGACUGUAUGGAAUCAGCGUCUGCCUGCGAUUGUUGGCCAACUCAAGCUGGCCCAAGUGUCGGCAGCACACUCGAAUUGCACGGAGCCGUUGAUUCGCAAGGAAUACUCGACGCUCACACGCCAAGAGAAAAAGGCGUUUGUCGAAGCGGUGAAAUGCGUGCGUUCGAAGCCGUCUCGAUUCAAGACGAGCACACCCGGUUGGAACGCGGCUGACGACUGGACGCUGUUGCACAUCCGGAUGGUCAAGUACGUUCAUUUCACGGCGUACUUUCUGCCAUUCCAUCGUGGCUUUACGGUGCUUGUCCAACGCGAUUUGAACGAGUGUGGAUUUGCACUGGGUCUGCCUUGGAUCGAUUGGACAAAGACGUCGCAGGAUCCGAGCAUGAAUGGUAUUUGGGAUCCGGAUCCGGAAGUUGGGCUGGGAACCGACGGCAAAGGGGAUAGCAAGGAUUGCCCUUGGCAGUCCGGGCUUGCAGUCACAGACGGAGCUCUAGCUGAUCACUUUUUCAACGCUCCUCGGCGUCAUCGAUUGUGUCGCCAGUUUAACAACCUCGACGUCAAGAGUCCCAAUGCUCAUUUCGGUCCGAAUUGCACCACGUUUAUCAACGCAGAUUUCAUCAAAGGUCUAGGCGCAACACACGACAACGGAAAGUUUUUCGACUUUUCGUCGGCGUUAGAGAUCUCGACACAUCUGUCGAUGCAUACGUGUGUAGGAGGCAAUUUGGCUUGGCUGAGUAGCAGCCCCAACGACAUGGCUUUCCACAGCCAUCACGCUACGCUGGACAACGUGUUUGAUGCAUGGCGCAAGAAAAGCGAUGCGAAUCAAAUGGCGUUCCAUGGUCCCAAGCAACAGCAGAAGCGCGGUCAACAUCCCCCCUGGACAGCACAAAAGACGGACGUGAUCAACUUUGAGCCGUUGGCCCCGAACGUCAUGGUACAGGACCUGUUGGAUCCCGAAAGUGGAAAGUGGGGAGGUAGGAUGUGUUACAGGUACGAUUACAAUAUCGCCAUGUGA
Messenger RNA from Mycosarcoma maydis (corn smut), 2289 nucleotides. RefSeq lists its product as uncharacterized. The record is from RefSeq and is a predicted model, not a curated record. The transcript is spliced from 2 exons. Gene Ontology annotation, molecular function: oxidoreductase activity. The coding region runs from base 1 to 2289 and encodes 762 amino acids. NCBI's taxonomy places the organism in Eukaryota, Fungi, Basidiomycota, Ustilaginomycetes, Ustilaginales.